AUGGCUCCUAAAUUGGAUAAUACUGAAGCUAUCGUACUCAACUUUGUCAAUGAGCAAAACCGACCUCUAAACACACAAAAUGCAGCUGAUGCUUUGCAAAAGUUUAACCUUAAGAAGACUGCAGUACAGAAGGCGCUUGAUAGCCUCGCUGAUGCCGGAAAAAUCACAUUCAAAGAGUACGGUAAGCAGAAGAUAUACAUUGCUAGACAAGACCAGUUCGAGAUUCCAAACAAUGAGGAACUUGCUAAAAUGAAAGAAGAAAAUGCUGCACUUCAAGAACAACUCCAAGAGAAAAAGAAGGCAACUAGCGAAGUGGAGUCAGAAAUCCGUAGCUUGCAGUCAAACAUGACCCUAGGAGAGAUACAAGAGAAAGAUGCCAAACUAAGGAAAGAGGUUAAGGAAAUGGAAGAGAAACUAAUCAAACUACGCGAAGGAAUCACAUUGGUGAGGCCAGAAGACAAAAAGGCUGUUGAGGAAAUGUACGCGGACAAAAUAAACCAGUGGCGAAAGCGUAAGAGGAUGUUCAGAGACAUUUGGGAUACCGUAACAGAGAAUUCUCCCAAAGAUACUAAGGAACUGAAGGAGGAGCUUGGAGUUGAAUAUGAUGAAGAUGUUGGCGUAAAUCUACAGGCAUAUUCUGAUCUAAUUCAACAUGGAAAAAAGAGGGCUAGAGGAGAGUAA
This is a messenger RNA of Arabis nemorensis, 681 nucleotides long. The record is from the annotation of a GenBank genome assembly. NCBI's taxonomy places the organism in Eukaryota, Viridiplantae, Streptophyta, Magnoliopsida, Brassicales, Brassicaceae.